Messenger RNA from Cyprinodon variegatus (sheepshead minnow), 4519 nucleotides. It is a transcript of the gene tie1, whose product is annotated as tyrosine kinase with immunoglobulin-like and EGF-like domains 1. The record is from RefSeq and is a predicted model, not a curated record. NCBI's taxonomy places the organism in Eukaryota, Metazoa, Chordata, Actinopteri, Cyprinodontiformes, Cyprinodontidae. Gene Ontology annotation, biological process: multicellular organism development; positive regulation of kinase activity; protein phosphorylation. Gene Ontology annotation, cellular component: signaling receptor complex. Bases 198 to 3611 code for a protein of 1137 amino acids. Gene Ontology annotation, molecular function: ATP binding; protein binding; transmembrane receptor protein tyrosine kinase activity. The transcript is spliced from 24 exons.
AGUGUGUUGGUAGUAUACCUUCUCUGAAAAGCUGCUCUUUUAACAAACACGUGUUCUUUUUACAGCAGACCGCGAGCUUUGGAAUACAUUAUGCGUAAAAACGCGCGUUGCGGUUACGCACAGACACCGCUUUAGGUGUGAAGCUCUGAAAGUUCGCCUGUAAACUGAGUUUGUGACCAAGAGGUUUUCCUUUUCCAAUGUGGAUUAUUCAAACCAUGGCUGUCUUUUGGGUGAUACUCUGCUUCUGUAAAUUAUCAGGUGCAGUGAUGGACCUGACGAUGACCUCAACAGCAAAGGUCACCAGUCCCAGUCACUUUACCAUCUCCUGCAUCAACGGAGAACACAGCCCCACUGAGGUCAACCUGACAAUCAAGAGAGAUAAGAGGAUUUUCUCAUCAGGACAUACAACUUUUAAAGUGCACAAAGAAUCUCACAGGGUUGUUGUGGCAAAGGAUUUUGACCAUUUUGACAAUAUUGGAAUCUUCUAUUGUGAAACCACUCAGGAGAACCCACGACUUAGGCUAACAAUGAUAAACAACGUUAUUAAUGCUAAUUUUAUUCCAGAACACCUUACCGUGACUGUUAACAGGGGGGAGACAGCAAACAUUAAUAUGAUGAUGCUGGAAACUGAAAGGAGGGAUGUAACCUGGAAAUAUAAUGGAAACUUUUACUCUACUACUCACUGGUCUGAAGUGAAUGACCAAACUGCUACGCUUACCUUGGUGAAUACAACUUUGGCCAAUCAAGGCAUCUACAGUGCCAGCUAUGUUGGGGACACACCCCUUAAAGGAGCCUGGAUGAGACUUAUCAUCAGAGAAUGUCCAAGAAACAAGUGGGGUCCUCGCUGUAACAGAGACUGCCCAGACUGUCUUAAUGGUGGAGUUUGUCAUGAUUUUUAUGGGGACUGUGUCUGCCCUCCUGGUUUUAUGGGGACACGCUGUGAAACAGCCUGCAGGGAAGGAAUGUUUGGGAGAAACUGCCAAGAGUCCUGCAGAACUGACCCGAAUAGAAGCUGCAAAGGGAUUCGCUUUUGCCUCCCAGACCCUUACGGCUGUUCAUGUGCCAGCGGCUGGUCUGGGAAGCACUGUGAAGAAGCUUGUUUUAAUGACACAUAUGGGCCAGACUGUCGGUUGAGCUGCAGAUGCCAGAAUGGAGGAUUUUGCAACCGUUUUAUUGGAUGUCAGUGUCCAACAGGAUGGAGAGGACAAAACUGUGAAAAGUCGGAAAGGGCUCCUCAGAUUUUGGACUUGGAUUGUAACCUAGAGUGUAAUCUGAAUUCCAGUCCCAAGGUCAAAUGCUCAGCUACCGGAAACCCUUUACCCAGUCACAACAACUUUGAGCUGCGAAAGUUGGACAACACUGUUCUCAAGGCCUCUCAGACAAUCCAGGAGUCGAAUAGGAGCACCGCCUUGUUUGAAAUUCCAAGACUGAGCGCUCAACAAGGGGGAUUGUGGGAGUGCAGGGUCUCCACCAAUGGAGGCCAGGACUCCCGCAAAUUCAAUGUCACCAUUAAAGUGCCCCCAGUGCCAACUACAGCUCCAAAACUACUUCAAAAGAGGAGUAAGCAGUUACUGGUGAUGCCAGCAGAGUCACACAAAGGUGAUGGCCCCAUAAUAUCAACCAAACUCCUAUAUAAGCCCGUGGAAAACGGAAACUUUUGGUCUUCAAUAAUAGUUUAUAGUGACAAAGAGCCCAUCACUCUGAUGAACCUUGAGCCUUCAACUCAAUAUCGCGUACGUGUUCAGCUAAGUCGUCCUGGGGAGGGAGGAGAGGGAGCCCCGGGACCGGAGAGUGUCAUGCAGACAGAUUGUCCUGAGCCCACAGUUCAGCCCGAGAUUGAAAAUAGGACAGUAGAUGGCCAUAUUGCUAAAGUUUGGUGGCGACUGCCCACAAGCAUUGACCACACUCUUGGCAUGGCAACUGAAUUCUUAGUGCAGCUCUUUGGACCCCCACCAUACAAUGAGAAGGUUUUGGAAAAGAAAACUCCACUCAAUGUGUUCUCUACUGAGUUCCACAACCUGACGUACCAUCGGGACUACAGUGUGGUGGUGCGCCUCAUGAACUGUGGCAGCCAUGGGCCAGCCUCCAAACCUUUCCUCUUCCGCAUCAACAGCCAGGGGCCUUCACCCCCCCGCAACGUGCAAGCCCAGUCUCUUUCCACAUCAGCCAUCCAGGUGAGAUGGCAGCCCCCUGAGAACCCAAAUGGGGGCAUAAUUAAAUAUGUUAUAGAGUACCAACCAGUUGGUCAGGGAAGCCCCCAUUACUGGCUGGACAUCGAUGACUUAAACAAGACCUCAAAAGAUGUAAUUGCACUCAACAGCAGCACCCUCUACCAGUUCAAAGUAAGAGCUUGCUCAAGUGUUCCAGGAGAAUGGAGUGCAGUUGUUGAGGAGAGGACACAAGGGGAUGACUUAAAAAUGUUGGCGCCAACCACCCAAGGUGUUGCCGGGAAGCCAUCAGGUGACGGUAACCAGCUCUUGGUGGCAGUGGUGGGCUCAGUCACUGUUACCUGUGUGACUAUUCUCCUCGCCCUGUUGGCUCUUUUCUAUAUCAGGAGAACGCUGCUUAACCGUCGGCGCACAUUUACCUAUCAAUCUGGAUCGGGUGAAGAAACUAUUCUGCAAUUUAACUCAGGAACCCUAACCCUCACAAGAAGGCCCAAACCCACACCUGAACCCCUCACCUAUCCUAUCCUCGAAUGGGAGAACAUAAAAUUUGAAGAUGUCAUUGGAGAGGGGAACUUUGGCCAGGUCAUUAAAGCCAUGAUCAAAAAAGAUGGCAACAAAAUGAGUGCAGCUAUCAAGAUGCUAAAAGAGUUUGCCUCAGAGAAUGAUCACAGAGACUUUGCUGGUGAGCUUGAAGUCUUGUGCAAACUGGGCCAGCAUCCCAACAUCAUCAACCUGAUAGGAGCCUGUGAGAACAGAGGCUACCUGUACAUAGCCAUAGAAUACGCUCCCUACGGAAACCUCCUUGACUUUCUGAGAAAGAGUCGCGUGUUGGAGACCGAUCCUGCUUUUGCAAAAGAGCACGGUACCGCAUCCACCCUCACCUCUCAGCAACUUCUGCAGUUUGCUGUUGAUGUGGCCACUGGCAUGCAUUACCUCAGUGAUAAGCAGUUCAUACACAGGGAUUUGGCAGCAAGAAAUGUCCUUGUAGGUGACAAUCUAGUGGCAAAGAUAGCAGAUUUUGGUUUGUCCAGAGGGGAGGAAGUUUAUGUCAAAAAAACAAUGGGGAGACUGCCUGUACGCUGGAUGGCCAUUGAGUCCCUGAAUUACAGCGUGUAUACUAGCAAAAGUGAUGUGUGGUCUUUUGGAGUUCUCCUUUGGGAAAUUGUAAGCCUGGGUGGUACACCAUACUGUGGAAUGACAUGCGCUGAAUUAUAUGAAAAACUCCCCCAGGGCUACAGAAUGGAGAAACCCAAAAACUGUGAUGAUGAGGUCUAUGAACUUAUGAGGCAGUGCUGGCGGGAUCGGCCCUAUGAGAGACCCCCCUUCUCACAAAUCUCUGUUCAACUCAGCAGGAUGCAGGAGGCCAGGAAGGCCUACGUUAACAUGGCUCUCUUUGAGAACUUCACUUAUGCUGGAAUAGAUGCCACUGCAGAGGAAGCCUGACUACCAGCCCCCCCAGACCCUCCCAUUCGCCGUAGCUCCAAGAGAAAGCCGAGUGGCAGGCUGCCACGUUACUGCCACCUUCCCGCCAGUCAGCAACAUCACAGGAAGACAGGACGCUUUGCUGCAACCUCCCAGCUAUAGAUGUAGGACUGUGACAGGACACUUUAUUGAGGCAUCAACAGCAUGAGGAGAUGCGGAGUAUGUCUUGACCUUCAGUGAAGAGACGCACCGGCUACAAAUUGUCUGAAGGAAAUAACCUUCUCUUCAAAAACAUGCAAAUGUUCACAGUUAAAAUCACCCUAGCUGAUUGUAUAGAUUUUGUUUUCUUCUCUGAUUACAUUGCAAACAUGGAGCUAUGUGAUUUGCCGAAACACCUAAGGGUCUGUGGGGUGUCUUUACUGGAUUUCUUUUUUUUUCUUAACUCAUGUGGAUGAGGAGAUCUCUUAAACCCUUUGAACCUGAGAGGUACCUUUUAAUGUACCUCAUCAUUGUUACUCAAUAAAAACAGUGUUGAGCAUAGGGUUCAAAGUUAAGAAGGGACAUUAGAGGAUGGCUUAGAUUGCAAACAGAACUUCUCAGCUUUUUUGAGUGUGAAUUAUGAAUGUAGCACUUGCAGUAGCAUGGUAUGUUAUACUGUAAUUAUCUAUCUACUGCAUAUCACUGCCAUGUGGAAAUAAGUACCAUUAUUUGUAUUUUUAUAUAUUUGUAAGACUUUUUAAAAAGUAUUAAAGCAAUGUAUUCAGUUUAGUAAAAAUAGUAGAAAUAUUCAUUUUCAGCCACCGAGAAAGCUGUUUCAAAAUCUUCAUACGGUGAAGCAUCCUCCACGCUGACUUGCAUUCCUGGUAACUAUGUAUAAAACAUUUUGAAUUAUACUUAAUUGCAGCUGCAAGCUAUUACUCUGAAAUUAA